This is a messenger RNA of Ctenocephalides felis (cat flea), 408 nucleotides long. RefSeq lists its product as uncharacterized. The coding region runs from base 44 to 358 and encodes 104 amino acids. The record is from RefSeq and is a predicted model, not a curated record. The transcript has 4 exons. Lineage: Eukaryota; Metazoa; Arthropoda; Insecta; Siphonaptera; Pulicidae.
GUUUAAACAAUAAUAAUAAUAAUAAAAAUAUUAAAAUUGUGAGAUGGAUAAAUUCGUGACAUUUUUCCUACUGAUGGCACUUCUUGCAUGUGUCUUGUCGUUACCCGAAAAACGUUACAGCAAUGCCCACAGUAACGGAGCAGCACAUUUGGACGAAGAUACCCGAUCAUUGGCAGAAAUAGAAGCCAGUGAAAAAGUUCAAUUCGACUCUGGCAAACGAUUGAACCAGGGACAUUCCCUUAAUUAUGCUCCAGACAAAAAAUACGAGGUUGUGCAGAUGGGUAGCAAAACAAGGGGUAGUAUGAGACACCAAAUUGGACGUCAUACAUCAGGACAUCAAGGUGGAUUUUACGCCUAAAACAAAAACAGAAGCACAAUAUGAUUGGUGUGAUAAUUUGUAAUUGGUCA